CGAACUUCACUCAUAAAUUAAGCUGUUCACGAUGCUGCGCACGUUUUCUCAAUAAGAUAUAGUUAUUAAACUAUUAUCUUAAGCCCAGUAAAAGUUGAAACCGUUAACUUACAUUCGGCUUGUAUUACAUAUGCAACAACAAACAGCUGUAAAGAAAAGUCUCUCAGAAAAUAAAUCCUGAGACAGCUAGCUGUUGGCUAACGUUGCCUUGGCAACGUCUUAACUCCGAUUACCCAGCUAAAAUUUUAAAACUUGUUACUGUUUAACUUCUGCUCCCGGAUUGACACGCACGCUUGUUAAGAAAGAAACUACAAAAACGACGAUAUGUAAUUUUUUAAUACGCAUUUUCAUUUAGGACGUUUUAAUAAUUGUUUCGUGUUACAGUAGCUAGCUACAGAUCCGCCCGUGGUCUGCCAUGUUUGUUUACAGUGACGUCAUGAGACAGGACCACCAUAGAGCCAGAGCAGCUUCUUUAAAAGAGAAGACAGUGAAGAAAUGUCUGCUCCCGACAAUGCCACAGCUAGACCUAACGUGGACCAGAAGGUGCUGCAGUAUGAAACCUUCAUCAAUGAAGUCCUGAAGAGAGACUUACAGAAGGUGGUGGAGCAGAGGGAUCAGGUUUAUGAGAAGAUCUCUCAGUACCUGCAGCUGAAGAACACCAUACAGAGUCUGCAGGAGGCGGGCUCUCAGCAGCUGAAGACUGACGUUGAUCUUGGCUGUAACUUCUACGUUCAGGCUGAAGUGUGAGUUGCUGACACACGAAGGUCAUCAGCAGCUGUUCUGCAUUCAAACAGGCACAAAUGCUGCAUUUAGGCUAAUGAAAUGUGCUGCGAGACUCCAGAGAGGCAAGAGGAUCCGUGC
Haplochromis burtoni (Burton's mouthbrooder) is the source of this 861-nucleotide messenger RNA. Its product is annotated as protein UXT-like. Bases 496 to 747 code for a protein of 83 amino acids. The transcript has 5 exons. Gene Ontology annotation, molecular function: transcription corepressor activity. Lineage: Eukaryota; Metazoa; Chordata; Actinopteri; Cichliformes; Cichlidae. The record is from RefSeq and is a predicted model, not a curated record. Gene Ontology annotation, biological process: negative regulation of transcription by RNA polymerase II.